Messenger RNA from Alnus glutinosa, 1207 nucleotides. Its product is annotated as putative laccase-9. The transcript is spliced from 3 exons. Bases 74 to 607 code for a protein of 177 amino acids. NCBI's taxonomy places the organism in Eukaryota, Viridiplantae, Streptophyta, Magnoliopsida, Fagales, Betulaceae. Gene Ontology annotation, molecular function: copper ion binding; oxidoreductase activity. The record is from RefSeq and is a predicted model, not a curated record.
ACAGAAGUAAGGGCCGGGGGAGAUCUGAAGUACACAGGAGAUCAGGCAUUGACUUGAGUGAAUAGUUGGCAAAAUGGGAUUAAAAUGGAUGAGUUUGAUCUUAGGGUUUUUAGCAAUCCAGUUUCUGGGUGGGCUUCUUUGCAUGGCUAGAGGCGAUGUCCUUCAUUAUGAUUUUGUUCUAAAAGAAACAAAUUUUACAAGGCUGUGCAGCACAAAGAGCAUUCUGACUGUAAAUGGCAGCUUUCCAGGACCAACGAUUCAAGUUCACAGGGGAGAUACAGUGUUCGUUAAUGUCCACAACCAGGGCUUAUAUGGGGUCACCAUUCACUGGCACGGAGUAAGACAGCCGAGGAAUCCUUGGUCGGAUGGGCCGGAGAACAUUACCCAGUGCCCAAUUCAACCGGGAACAAACUUCACAUAUGAGGUCAUAUUUAGUACAGAAGAAGGAACCCUUUGGUGGCAUGCCCAUAGUGACUGGUCACGUGCCACCGUUCACGGUGCUAUUAUUAUUCUACCAACUCCGGCGACAACUUAUCCAUUUCCAAAGCCUUAUGCACAAGAAACAAUUGUACUCGGUAUACCAUUUGUAACAACCCAUCCCCAAUGACACAAUAUUGUCCGCUUUUAGCUCCCCUCGAAUCAGACUUUGCAAGAGGUUAUCCAUCCUUGUACUACUCUCGUAGAAACACGCUUAACUGCGGAGUUCUGAUAGGUUCAUGGUCAUCAUGGCUUUAAAACGCGUUGUGUCAAGAAGGGUGUAUUUAUAGAUAUAACCACAUCCACAUUCUCAGGCGAACGUCACACUUUUUGUCCGAGCAAACGAGAUAGGGAGAUAAAAGAGACGGAUAGAGAGACCUACCCAUGGAAGAGAGAGAAACAGAGAGCUUGAGGCAGACGUGUGGUAGGCUAGCCACCGUUUGGGGUGGACGACGGUGCCUGGGCCGGUGGGUCACGGCCCAGCGCCGAUGAAGCCAGGGAGCUUCGAUUUCGACGUUUUAUCAGUACCCAAACAAUAAAUCCUUUCUCUUUUUUUUUUUUUUUUUUUUUGGGUAAGUGAAAUUCUUAGGUUUGAUUUACAUUUUGUGUUUGUUUUGGGUUUGGAUUGUGAUGAUUCACGGCUAAAAGAAUGGGUUGUGAAACUUUUUUGGUUUGAUUUGUGAAGGAUUUUUAGAGAAACUGAAUGGGCAUUGUAACACACGGUAGAAUG